AUGAGUACAUUAGCAUAGUUAAUGGAAGUUAAAAGUGAAAAAUUGCUCAAGACUUAAGGAGAUUCAGAUGGAGUUAUUCCUGAUUCUGAUCAGGAAGAAAAAUUGAAUAGCCCAUACAAUAAAGAGACACCAAAAUCAACAAUAAGGCCUAAAAAACGCUUGAGAUUUAGUGGAAUGAAUUAAGUUUGCUAUUACUAAUAAGGAUCAAAAAGAGAUAUGUCACCUUCUCAAACAAGAUAAACUUUGAUAUCUACUCAUUCAAUACUGAAAAAUAAGGAAAGCCCAAUUUUUUUGAGAGAAAAUAAAUGA
Molecule: messenger RNA, 309 nt
Organism: Paramecium pentaurelia
Lineage: Eukaryota; Ciliophora; Oligohymenophorea; Peniculida; Parameciidae
Source: the annotation of a GenBank genome assembly